Drosophila suzukii is the source of this 138-nucleotide messenger RNA. The record is from RefSeq and is a predicted model, not a curated record. Lineage: Eukaryota; Metazoa; Arthropoda; Insecta; Diptera; Drosophilidae.
AUGUUUGGCAAUUGGAAGUUGGCGGCAACUUUUAGGCCUUUGGGGCGUCUGCGUUGGCUGAUGGAAGGAAGCCGGCCCGGCUACCUACGAGUUGCAUUGUCAGCUAAGCGAUCUGCAAUAGGUCUACACUUAGAAUAA